Molecule: messenger RNA, 1365 nt
Organism: Habropoda laboriosa
Lineage: Eukaryota; Metazoa; Arthropoda; Insecta; Hymenoptera; Apidae
Product: insulin-like growth factor-binding protein complex acid labile subunit
Cellular component (GO): extracellular matrix
Molecular function (GO): protein binding
Source: RefSeq, a predicted model, not a curated record
AUGAAUUUUAAUAUCUCUAAGAAGAAUACACGAGGCGUGCGAGAGUGUAAUUUCAAUAAAAUUGAAUUUCAAGAUAGAAACGAGGCGGGGGUAUCAGCAGCCGAACACACAGAGGCUCUGUUAAAGCGAGCAAUUGCGGGGCGCUUGUGUAAAAUGAAUAAAACAUCGAAUUUCCACGGAACUGGACGUUCUCUGCUCGGGUAGUACACUGUACACGGUAUAUAGCUGAUAUAUUUAUCCAAUGGUAUCUGUCGAACGGUAACCGUCGUCGGUUUAUUCCCUGGUCUGAGCCGUCGCGGAACGCCGCUCCUCCGUCACUCGUUCAGUGCUUGUCCAGCAUCUGAGCACACCAUGUGCUUCCUCUUGCUCGUUUAUCUCCUCUUAUCGGUCACCGCUCAAGACGUUAGCACGGAGGAAGUGGACUGCCAAGUUUAUAACCAUCUUUACGUCUGCCUGGCGAACGGCGUGCUGCAUAGCGUAGCGUUCGAGGAUGUCAACGCGGUGCAAACCAUCGAGGACAUAGAGCUACAUCUCGAGGGACUCGGGAUCGUCGACAUAGCCAAGGACGCUUUUCUCGAAGUCAGCAAUUCCUCUGCCCUCUACAUCCGCGACAAUCAAUUAUCGACCGUGUGCAAACACUAUUUCACCGGUUUGGACCAGCUCGCUUAUUUGGACAUGAAGAACAACACGAUAGGCGAGAUAGAGGACGGUGCGUUCGCGAAAUUGCACAGCUUAGAGACGUUGUUGCUCGAUUACAACAACGUCACCGCCUUCAGACCCGGCAUGUGGAAAGGUCUGAGCGAUCUUCACGAGUUAUACGCGACGAACAACAACGUCGCAUUGAAGAGGAACAUGUUCCGAGGUCUGAGGCAUUUGGAGACGUUGGCGUUGGACUCGAAUCAUAUCGCAGAGGUGCCUGUGGGAGCGUUCAACGGAUUACCUCAUAUCGAUCUACUGUACCUCUCGAGGAAUAAAAUCUCAUCGCUGCAACCCGAGGUUUUCCGCGGUCUGAGCGAUAUCAACGAGUUGGAUCUGGGAAAGAAUCGUUUGAAGUCGGUGUCCGGCGGGAUGUUCAGACACUUGAAGAACCUGAAUUCCCUGUGGCUGAACGGCAACCAGAUCGUCAUACUGAAGGCUGACACGUUCGAGGGAUUGGAUAAUCUGUCGCUGCUCUUCCUCAACGGCAACGAGCUACUUCGUCUCGUUGAUAUGUCUGCGUUCGCCAAGAUGAAGAACGUCACCAUCGAUCCUGGCUUCAAGAUAGCUGGGGCAACGGUGGAGAAUGUUUGCAAAGUGCAAGGACGGUUUCGGUGCAAUCACGUCGCGAAUCAAUCGCCUUACGAGUGUACGAAGAUCGAAUCUUAA